Cynara cardunculus var. scolymus (artichoke) is the source of this 1876-nucleotide messenger RNA. RefSeq lists its product as uncharacterized. Bases 458 to 1789 code for a protein of 443 amino acids. NCBI's taxonomy places the organism in Eukaryota, Viridiplantae, Streptophyta, Magnoliopsida, Asterales, Asteraceae. The transcript is spliced from 9 exons. The record is from RefSeq and is a predicted model, not a curated record.
UCCUCAUCUCUCUGUAUCUAUAUCCACAUAUUUAUAUAUACAUGUGUGUAUAUAUAUAUGUGUGUGUAUCUAUAGAGUGAGAAAGCAGUAAAAAAACCCUGAAAUCAGAAUAAAGAAACCUAAAAUACCCAAAUGGAUCUUGGCAAUACUACAAGAAGCAAUGUCAUCUUCCACUAUAUAUUCUGUCAUCACUUUUCUUCCUUUUCAUCUGCAUCAUCAGCACCUUUGUUGUCUUCCUCUUCCUCUUCCACUUCCUUAUCACUGGGAGCUUUUUUUUGUAAUUUGAUGGCCUCAUCAUCAUCAUCUAACCCUUCAUCCUUUUCUUCUUGUAACUCCAUUGAUGCUCAUUUUUCUGCUAAAGAUUACAUCUGAAUCCAUAAAUUUCUUAUAUUUUCUUGUUUUUCUUUGACUUGCUUCUUGUAAAGUUCAACCCUUCUCAACUUUUCUUGAAGAAAGAAUGUUGCUUGUAUCACUGUUUGGAUUCUGUCAUCAACACCAGAUGACUAGUUCUUCAAUGUGUGGGCCUACCCUCAGGUGUGGUGAUGACAAACCUAAAAAGAUGGCCAAUUUCGCUACUCCGGCCGCCCUGCUGCUGCAAAACAAGCGGAAGUCGAGCUGUUCGGCAACCAUUGCAACCUUGAAAACCCAUCAUUUUUCGCCUCCCAAAUCCUACCAUGAGGUUCUUGUUGCUGCAAGGGAAAAGUUUACGCAAGAAAUAUCUUUUCGGUCCAAGGACAAAGAUAUCUCCCUUGCUAAGACUUUGCUGUACAUUUCUGCCGAAGAUGAGGCAUUUAUGGCUUUUAACCGCGAGAUGGAUGCCCAUUCUCUAAAAAAUGAGCGGAAAGAUACCAAUGUGUCAUCUGAUGCCCCAGAUUGGGAGCACAUCGAAGCUAUUCUUAUGGCAGGAAAGAAGAUAGCCGAAUGGUUAUUAGAAUUGGAUUCUAUAGCGAAAGAAGUUGAAGUUGAACUCAUUUCAAGAGACAUCGGGUGCCAUUUGGUGGAAGUUUUGGAGGCUGUGAACAAAGUUCUCUUCGAAUCUAAAGGCUUCAGAAGAUCACCUGUUGUAGAUUCGAAAUGUUCCUACUUGCAUUCCGUUUUAAGCUCCAAAUGUGGCAGUGCGAUUUUGCUUAGCAUAAUUUACAUUGAAGUUUGUCGAAGACUUAAUCUGACUAUUGUUGGAUCCCGGGUGGGAGAAGACUUUCUAAUUUGGCCUGAAACCGGGAACCCAGAGGAGCUUUUUAAGGUGAAUUCAGGGCACAGCAUAUUUGGGAUUGUUAACGGACGGUGUGUUGAGGACCCGAGAUCAAUGGCAUCCGAUUUAACCUGUAAUUCACUUAUUGGUCUUGACAUUGCUACAAACCGCGAUAUUAUUGGGAUUUAUCUGGCUAAUUUGAUUCGGCUUCAUUGGAAACGUGCGUCAAGGACGAACCAUGGAUUGAUGUUAACUUCUCCGCUCAGGCCCAUUCACGAUGAUAAUGAGAAAUGGAGCAAAACAGAUAGUUCAAGCAUGCCACUGUUGCGCCCUCAAGAUCUUAGGCUAGCUAUCAUGGCGUCGGAGAAACUGUUGAUACUGCAGCCACAUAACUGGGCUUUGAGGAGAGAUCAUGGCAUGAUGUUGUACUAUAGUAGGGAUUAUGCGCAGGCGGUUCAAGAGCUAAGCAUUUGCAUGGCGUUUGCACCCGAAGAAGAGGCCGAAGUCCUGGAACCGUUCGUCGAAAAGUUGCAUUUGUUACGACUCGAGUCCUCGUGGAAGUCUCGAGGACAUAAAGGACGCUUGACGGUUUUGUAAAGACGUGUUUAUUUGUUUGUACAAAAUCCCUCUGUUUUGUUCGACCUGUUUGACUCGUAACUUACAAAAUAACACUUCUUUUCGACU